This is a messenger RNA of Eriocheir sinensis (Chinese mitten crab), 1635 nucleotides long. Its product is annotated as oplophorus-luciferin 2-monooxygenase non-catalytic subunit-like. The record is from RefSeq and is a predicted model, not a curated record. The transcript is spliced from 3 exons. The coding region runs from base 193 to 1128 and encodes 311 amino acids. Gene Ontology annotation, molecular function: protein binding. NCBI's taxonomy places the organism in Eukaryota, Metazoa, Arthropoda, Malacostraca, Decapoda, Varunidae.
AGCCACGGACAGUCACGACACACGCCUCUCCCAGAGAGCUUCUCGGCUGUGACGGGCUGGUCUGGACGCACUGCGAGUGGCUGGCCGCGGAACGGGUACACGUGGCGAUAAGAUACGCCUCCAGUGCUUAUAACACUCAGCGGCAGGACGGAGUUUGUCAUCUGUCUUCGAGAACACUACUUGUGCCCGACGAUGAAGGUCCUCCUGCUACUGCUGGGGGUGGGGGCGGCGGUGGCGUCGGACUUUCCGUGCCCUAGCCUCAGUGAUAUUUAUCCUUGCGACUGCACCGUAGGAACGUCCGGAGAGCCCGACUUGGACUGUUCUGGAGUUGUAAGCAAUGACGAACUGGAGCGUGUUUUUCAGGCCUCUUUUCCAUAUACGCAAGUCAACAACCUAAUCAUCCAACCUGUCAGUGGCCAUCCCGGCCUCACCGACAUCAAGAGUUACGUGUUCGGCGAAGUGUCGUUCAAGCACGUCACCAUCACCAACACGUACAUCCGCACCAUCGAGGAGGAGGCCUUCACGCCCUCCCACGACACCCUCAUCAAACUCGACGUCAGCAGCAAUGAGAUCGACACCUUCCCAUAUGAGUCGAUGGGAUUGUACAACCACCUCCGCAUCCUCGACUUAUCCAACAACAGGCUGUCGUCCCUGCCCAACCUUGAGUCCCCCUCACUGCUCAGCCUCGACCUCUCGCAAAACGUGGGCCUCACAAUCACCGAAGACACGUUCGUCGGGUUGGUUGAGCUGGAGGCGCUGUACCUCAGCCGGAUGGGCAUCGCGUCACUACCACCCAACGUAUUCAGCACCCUCACAUACAUCAAGAUCCUCGACCUCUCCGACAACAACCUGGCAGGGAUUCUGGAGCAAGGCGUCGUCCGCGUUCCUCUCGACUCCCUCGAAGAACUGAUGCUAAACGACAACGCUCUCACGCAGAUACACUCCUCAGCCAUCACCGGCAUGGACAGGGUGGGGACGAUCGACUUCAGUAAUAACAAGCUAACGGCGCUGGACUGGGACAACUGGUACCCUCUUCGACCAGCUUACCGGCGUGCAGGUGAUCGAUGUUUCAGGCAAUCAGCUGGUCUGUGGAUGCGAUGUGCUGUGGCUGCUUUUGGACUCAGAUAAUUUGGACAAGGUAAAAGACUCUGCCACGUGCAGCGACGGGAUUCCUCUCAAAGACACGGACACCGCCCCGCUGCUGAUCUUAUGCUAAAGCGACGGAGGAGGAGGCAGCGGCGAGGGCGGGGGUGGUGGUGGUAGUGGUGGCGCGGUGUUAGGCAGACUUAUCUCACUGUUAUGUCUUAUUAAUUCCUCUCACGACCCAGUUAUAGCAAGCCUCUUCAGUAUCUAAGGGUGUGCUUCUCGCCGCCUGGGGUUUAGUUAUUUAUCUGUGAAGGAGUGACGACCCAGCGAGUAGUCUAAUGAAACCCAGUACUCUGAAGGUUUCUCUCUAUCUGUCUAUUUGUCUAUCUCUAUCUCUCUCUCUCUAAACAUCCACAGAAGGCAGAAGAAGGGCUAAUACAAAAUAAAAUAGCCCUUUCCCCGCUCUUAAAAAUCCACCACAUUCUGCUCCCGAAAGAAGUGCUUUGUAGAGGAUUAGGAAUACUGAGAUAAAUAAAUAUAUAGAACAUG